Molecule: messenger RNA, 1100 nt
Organism: Erigeron canadensis
Lineage: Eukaryota; Viridiplantae; Streptophyta; Magnoliopsida; Asterales; Asteraceae
Product: bark storage protein A
Exons: 5
Coding region: 51-1100 (349 amino acids)
Biological process (GO): nucleoside metabolic process
Molecular function (GO): catalytic activity
Source: RefSeq, a predicted model, not a curated record
AACCUUAAACACAUACACAUAAUAACACACACACACACACACACACAAAUAUGAGGGCCAUGAUAGUUGUUAUUGCAUGGUUUACAAUAGGUUUAUGUUUCAUGGUGAAUAGAGGGGAAUGUAUGAUUUCCAAGAAUUUAUCGAAAGAUAUUCGUAGUGUAAACAUGGUUGGAUCGUAUAUAGGCAUCGUCGUGCCUAACAGUUUUGAGAUGAAUCCGCUUUUACAAUCUUCAAGCUUCGUUGAGAAUCAUAAGCGGCCGUAUCUUGAUAUUUCAGGAAGAAGGUUUCGGAUAGGAACCUUGGAGGAUCAAAGGGUCAUAAUCGUCAUGACUGGAUUAAGCAUGCUAAACGCAGGUAUUACCACACAAGUGUUGUUAAGUCUAUUUAACAUCAAAGGAAUUUUACAUUUUGGUAUCGCUGGAAAUGCAAACGCUGAACUUCAAAUCGGUGAUGUAGCAAUCCCCAAGUUUUGGGCUCAUACAGGCUUGUGGGUAUGGCAGAGAUAUGGAGAAGGACCUGAAAGCGAGUUACCUCUAGAAUCCAACGGGGACUACACAAGAAACAUUGGCUAUUUAAAGUUUUCAGACUACAAUAAUGACACAUUUACACGACACACAGAUAUCAAUGACAACCUUUUAAACAACGUUUGGUAUCAACCUGAAGAAGUAUUCCCAAUCAACGGAUACCCUGAAACCAGACAACAUGCCUUUUGGGUGCCCGUUAACAAAAACUACUUUGCACUUGCUAAGAAACUUGAGGGCAUGAAGUUAGAAAGAUGUGUGAACGGUACAACUUGUUUACCCAGGAUACCAAAAGUGGCAAGAGUUCAGAGAGGCGUGAGUGCGAAUAUGUUUAUAGACAAUGAAGCUUAUAGAAAGUUUCUAAAUACCAAGUUUAAUGUGACCCCAAUUGAUAUGGAGAGUGCCGCAGUUGCCUUGAUUUGCCAUCAACAAAAAAUUCCAUUUAUCGCAAUAAGGGCUCUUUCGGAUUUAGCUGGAGGAGGCUCUGCAGUUUCUAAUGAAGCUUCCACCUUUGCAAUUUUGGCUGCUCAAAAUGCAGUUGUUACAUUGAUUAAAUUUAUGCAGUUAUUGCCCUCAUAA